Molecule: messenger RNA, 1938 nt
Organism: Lasiodiplodia theobromae
Lineage: Eukaryota; Fungi; Ascomycota; Dothideomycetes; Botryosphaeriales; Botryosphaeriaceae
Product: Ribosome biogenesis protein kri1
Exons: 2
Coding region: 1-1938 (645 amino acids)
Biological process (GO): endonucleolytic cleavage in ITS1 to separate SSU-rRNA from 5.8S rRNA and LSU-rRNA from tricistronic rRNA transcript (SSU-rRNA, 5.8S rRNA, LSU-rRNA)
Cellular component (GO): 90S preribosome; nucleolus
Source: RefSeq, a predicted model, not a curated record
AUGGCCAAAGACAAGACCCUGGCCGAAGCCGGCCGCCCGGCCAAGCGUGCGAAGCUGCUCGACGACGACGACGCCUCCUCCGUCUCCGGCGGCGAAGAGGUCAGCUUCAAGAUCAACGAGGAAUUCGCACGCCGCUUCGAGUAUAAUAAGAAGCGUGAGGAAAAGCAACGCCUCGAGGAGAAGUAUGGCAAGAACUCCAAGGAAGCCGACGACGACGAAGACUCCUCAUCCUCCGAAGACGAAGAUGACGACGCCAUGCUGGCUACCGAGGCUCUCGAUGCCGAAAUCUCCGCCACUCUCAAUGCCAUCCGCAACAAAGACCCGCGAGUCUACGACGCCAACGCCAAAUUCUACUCCGACUGGACCCCCGAGAACCUGCCCACGAACGAGAAGAAGGAGAAGCCUAUCACUAUCCGCGACUACCACCGCCAGAACCUGAUGGAGGGCAAGAUAACCGGUGAUGAGGACGAAGACACGCCCGCAGUCCCGUAUGCGCAGGAGCAGGCGGCCUUGAAGAAGGAGCUCGCCAGCGUCGCCAAAGCCGACGAAAGCGAUGACGAAGACGAGGACGAUUUCCUCGUCGCCAAGGACAAGCCGAAGAAGGAUAAGGCCGCCGCCCCUGCUGCUGCCGCAGCUACUUCCACCAAGCCAAAGAAGAUCGAGCUUGAUGUCGAGAAUGCCGAUAAGGACCCCGAAAACUUCCUCUCGAACUUCUUGUCCUCCCGUGCUUGGACGCUCGACACCGACAAAUUCGCGCCUCUUGAGUCAGAAGAUGAGGAUGACGACCGUCGCGCUGAUGAAUUCGAAUUCGCGUACAACAUGCGCUUCGAAGACCCUGCUACCGCCAACGAGAAGCUACAAACCUUUGCUCGUGACGCCGUGGCUAAGACUUCGGUCCGCAGGGAGGAGAAGAGCGCAAGACAGAAGCAGAGAGAUAAGGAGCGGGAGAGGAAGGAGGCACUCAAGCGUGAGAAGGAGGAGGACAAGGCACGUUUGCGGAAGCUUAAGAUCGAGGAGAUGGAGGAGAAGCUCAAUAUGAUCAAGGAGGCAGCAGGCCUGAGCGGCAAGGAAUUCAACCUGGAUGACUGGAGGGACGUCCUGGAUGCUGAUUGGGACGACGACCGAUGGGACCAGGAAAUGCAGAAGCGCUUCGGCGACGGCUACUACGCUGAGAAAGAAGGGGCUGCUUCCGACUCUGACGAUGACGGAGAAGGAAAGAAGAAGAAGAAGAACAAGAAGCCGAAGAAGCCUACCUGGGAUGACGACAUCGAUAUCAAGGAUAUCAUUCCCGACUUCGAGGAUGACGAGGAAGCGCCCGCUUUCACUCUAUCCGGCGACGAAGAUGAGGAGGAUGGCGGUGUCCAGCUCCCCAACGACAACGCGGAGGGAUCGGACGAAGAGACUGUCUCGAAGAAAAAGAAGAAGUCGAAGAAGGAUGAGAUCGAUGCCAAGCGCGCUGCGCGCCGAGAACGCCGCAUCAUCGAGAGCCUCGUCGACCAGAACAUCGACGUAGAGCUCGCGGCUAAGCAGACCGAGAACGCUCCUGCCAGGUUCCGCUACCGUGAGACUUCUCCUACCACCUUCGGUCUCACUGCCCGUGAUAUCUUGCUCGCGGACGACGCACAACUCAACCAGUUCGCCGGUCUCAAGAAGAUGGCUUCUUGGCGUGACCCCGAGAAGAAGAAGAAGGACAAGAAGAAGCUGGGCAAGAAGGCCAGGCUCAGGGAGUGGCGCAAGGAGACGUUCGGUGACGAGGAGGGUCCGAAGUACGGCUUCGGCGACUAUGUCAGCAAGAAGUAUCGUGAUCAUGGCCUGCCUAUUCAAGCUCCGGCCGAUGUGAAGAUGAAGGACGCAAGAGAUGAUGGUGUGGAUAUCAGAGAAGGAAGCAAAAAGAAGAAGAGAGGAAAGAAGAGGAAGGUCGGCAUUGUGGAGGAAUAG